Messenger RNA from Cavia porcellus (domestic guinea pig), 1948 nucleotides. It is a transcript of the gene Lrrc30, whose product is annotated as leucine rich repeat containing 30. Gene Ontology annotation, molecular function: protein binding. The transcript has a single exon. Bases 373 to 1275 code for a protein of 300 amino acids. The record is from RefSeq and is a predicted model, not a curated record. NCBI's taxonomy places the organism in Eukaryota, Metazoa, Chordata, Mammalia, Rodentia, Caviidae.
AGCAGGUCAAUAAAACUCGGGCAGAAUGACAGUGACAGCUGCCUUGUGGCAUUCAGAGGGAAUUGAGCAGUUAGCUCUGUUUGGGAGCCUCAGGGACCCGUAUAUCAUUACAAACUGGCUGCACAGAGAAAAGCCACGUAAGACACACUCGGGCCAGCACGAUGUGCUUGAACUGUGCGGAGACCCUCUAAGGACACCUCAAGGCCCAGCAGAGCCUCUACCACCAGCCUUCUUCAUGCUGUGACCUCCUAGCCACAACUCUGCUGUCUCCUCUGCUGGCCCUGGCUGCAACAGCCUGGCUUUAGCUGCUGGGGCAGGACGAGCUCCCAACCUUGAAGGAAGCAGAGAAGGACGACAGGACAGGCAGACGCGAUGGGGGCUGGGAAGUCCAGGGCCAGCACCAAGGACAAGGACCCAAAGAGGAUGCUGCUGUCGAAGAGGAAGAAGUUUUCCUCCUGGGAUGACACCCUGCUCUCGGGCAAGGACCCGCGGUCCCUGCUGAAGCGAGGCAUGUGCCACGUCAGCUUCAGCCUGGUCACCAAAGGGAUGACGGAUGUCCCCGACUUCCUGUGGGGCUUGGCUGAGGUCCAGAAACUCAACCUGUCCCACAACCAGCUGCGGGUCCUCCCUGCCGAGGUGGGGAGGCUGACCCAGAUUGUGGUCCUGAACCUGUGCGGGAACCGACUCAAGAGUCUGCCCCGGGAGAUCAGCCGCCUGCAGAGCCUCAAGGUGCUGUUCGCCAACAUGAACUGCCUGGCGGAGGUGCCCGCCGAGCUCAGCCUCUGCAGGAGCCUGGAGGUGCUGAGUCUGUCUCACAACUGCCUAUCCCAGCUGCCUGCCAGCCUGGCUGAUCUCUCCAGGCUCCGGAAGCUGAACCUCAGCCACAACAACUUCAUGCACAUCCCCAUCUGCGUGUUCUCCUUGAAGGAGCUGGAUUUCCUGCACGUGGGCUCCAACCGCCUGGAGAACGUGGCGGAGAGCAUCCAGUGCCUGGCCAGCCUGCAGAUCUUUAUCGCGGAGAACAACAACAUCCACUCCUUCCCCAGGUCACUGUGCCUCGUCUCCAGCCUGGAACUGCUGAACCUGAACAACAACGACAUCCAGACCCUGCCCAGCGAGCUCUACCUGCUGCACAGGCUGGGGAGGAUCGCGUGGAACCCCAUGGACAAGGGGCUCCACAUUUCCCGAAACCCACUCUCCAAGCCACUGCCCGAGCUGGUGGAGGGUGGCCUGGAGAUGCUCUUCAGCUACUUGAAGGAGAAAAAGCACAACUGAUGCGGACACGUGGGCCCUGGACAGGAGCUGGCUCCUCCCCACACCCCCGAACCCUGGGGCUGGGCUGGUCUCCUCUAAGCUGGUGCGCAGGCUCCCAGCGUGAGUCAGGGUUUUGUUUCCGUUGGCUAAAUCAUCGUUGCUCGUGGGUCUGUGGAAGGCGCUUGCUUUUAACUCUGUGUGUCCUCAGUGAUCUUAAGGCUAGCAUGUUUGUCUCAUUCUAAACAGACGCCGAAGCAGGCUUUUGGCUUUUGCCAAAGAGAACGAGUUGCUCUAACUCUUGUGAGGAGCAGUGGUCGGGUGAGGCAUCUGAAUUCAAUGUUAUUUGAGAGUCAGAUAUUUAAUAAGUGUGUAUUGUGUGCCCAGGAUGGUGUGAAGCAUAGGAAGCACCUACCCUUGAAUUGGAGGUAACCUAUAGACAGCUGGCAAUGCAGGGCAAGUUCUAUCCCAGUCGCUAUGGAGGAUCCUUGGGACCAGAGGGCAAGAUGGAGCCAAGGAUGGAGCCUCUUGCCAAGGACCAAAGGAGGAAGAGCUUUUUUCUUGGGGUUCUGGGGGAACAGCAAUAGGAGUUUUUCUUUUUAAAAUGCCCACAGGAUAAGGAUCAGGCUGCUCACUGUGAGUCUGGCGGUCUCAGGAGUGGCAUGGUGGUUUCAGAUAAUAAAGACACACUGACGUU